This is a messenger RNA of Bacillus rossius redtenbacheri, 2826 nucleotides long. RefSeq names its product FLYWCH-type zinc finger-containing protein 1-like. The coding region runs from base 1 to 627 and encodes 208 amino acids. NCBI's taxonomy places the organism in Eukaryota, Metazoa, Arthropoda, Insecta, Phasmatodea, Bacillidae. The record is from RefSeq and is a predicted model, not a curated record. The transcript has 2 exons.
AUGGCUCCUGCACUGACCUUGUGUGACCUCUGUUCGGCAGGUGCGUUCAGCUUCGUCGUGAGUUCCCGGGGCAACCCGCAGCUUGUCUUCAACGACUACCUGUUCAAGUCGGAGUGCCUGGCCAGCGACAUCGGCCAGCGCAAGUUCUGGCGAUGCAUAGACUGCAACAAGACCCGGUGCCACGCCCGCAUCAUCACCCACGGACAUCUUCUCGAGGCGCGCAAUGAGGAACACAACCACCCGCCCCACACUGAAAUAAUCGAGCGAAAGCCAGUUUGGAACAGACUGAACCAAUUUAGCGAUGUUCAUCCCCACUCACGCAGUACGUCGACUGUGUUCGCAGAUGGCGUGCACUUUGUGCCGAGUUCCAGGGGCAACCGGCAGCUUGUGCACGACAACUACCUGUUCAAGCUGGUGAAAGUGUCGAAGGGCGGCGAGCGGCAGACCUGGCGCUGCGUCUCCUGCAACAAGACCAAGUGCCGCGCCCGCGUCGUCACCGAGGGCCACGUGUUCGAGAUACGCUGCUCGGAGCACAACCACGCGCCGCACACGCAGCUGAUCGAGAGGAACCGCAUGUGGAACGUACUGCGUCACAGCUUCCCGCCGGCCAAGCCAAACAGUGCGUGAACACUGCAGGGUGGUCGCGUUCUGGGGUGGAAGCAAACACUCCACAGACCAACAAGGACAGCUUACGCCCGGCACUGUUUUCAACACCGAGCCAGUCGUUGGCAGAACAUUUGUCCACCGUAAUACUGUACAUAAUGCAUUUAUCUUUUUGAAUAGAAGAUACCAACAUUUAGAAAAUGAAUAUCUUUUGUUUCCUCUCCCAGUGAAAUAUGUUUUUUUUUUAUUAAUGGCCAAAUGUACUAAACUUAAUGAACUUUUACUAUGUCAAAGGUGAGAGUGUUAACUGUAUAUCACAGUAUAAGAAUACAUACAAUUAAGGAUAAUAUGGUUCAAAAGUAGUUGCAGUUUACACCUCUUGAGUCUUGUUAGUUUUUCACAGUCUUGUCUAUGUUAUUAGCAUAGAGCUAGCUGGUAUACUGUUCUCUAGCAUGUUUGAUGGAAGAACACUGCUCAUGGGAUAUCUGAAAGCCUGGUGUCUGAUGAAUUUUUUUUAUUCUACAUCAAGUGCAGCUAAGUCCAGUCGAGGCUCGUAUUUUCUGCCUAGCAUCCAUGUCUCCAAGCAUUUCAAACAAAAAUGUUUACUAAAGGUAUAACGUUGCAUUUGUACAAUGGCAGGUUCAUAAUUCGGCAAACUUUUAGUUAUCCAAUGCACAGUGUAGCACAGAUGUAUGACGGGCGUCAUCUUGAGUUAAGGUUAGACCAUAUCCAAACAUAUCGCGCAGUAAAACCCCGGAGUGCGCAACGACGUACAGAACUCAAGCCAACCUGGUGGCCAUCCUAAGCAGGCGUAUGAAAAUGAUCAAACAGACCUUUUGAGAAUAAGUUUGAAUCAUGCCUCGGUGGAAUGCCAGAAUAAUGUUACAAUUUUUUUACCUGGCUAGUUAGUGUGAGUGUUUGUUGGUUUCAUUGCAGUUUAAGGGGUAAUGUUUUGUUAUUGUUUUUUUUUUUAAAUUUUAUUUUUCGUGUAAUGUGUGGUAUGUACUUAGCAUGAAUAUUAUUUUUCCUGUUUUAUAGCAAAUAGUACAGUAGAGCCCUGUUGAAAUGUUACUGGUUACAGCAAUUUUUCUUUUCUUUUCAAAUCUUUCUAUUUCAGGAUGGGCGUGAACUUCUUGUGAAUAACAUUUCAUUUCUUAACGUUUGAUGUUCAUUUCAUACCUACAUUCUAUCAGCCCUAAAACUGUGAGCUCAUACAAUUUUUUUACACAGUGACAUUCAUGCAGUAAUUAUCAUCUAUUUAUAGCCAAUUAAUUAGGUGAGCCAGGGUUUGACAAACUGACUUAACAUUUUGAGGUGAAGAACCCAAUCUCUCAGAACACUCUUCAAGCAUUGCUUGAUUAUAUAGUUAGUUCCCAAACAUGGUGGCUAGAUGAAUGUGACAAUAAAUCACUAUAUAAAAAUCGAUUUUUUUUUAAAAAUAUUAUUAAAAUGAGAUAUCUGUACAAACAAUAACCAUUUUCUUACUUACACUAGUCUCCUGAAGGUGUAGUUGUUGCAAUCCAUAACAUCUUCACAGCAGUAUAUUACAUUCUAGUCCUGUUGCCAUAUGGAAAAAUAUUAAAUGGGUUCAAUGUUACCAGUAAUAUGCCUCUAAAAAGGCAAAGUGAUGGGAUGAGGUUUGAAAGCCGUAAUGAUCUCAUAUCAUUUGAAGACCCUUUGUUUGCUGUCCUCGCAUACGUAAGGUUUUAUAUGUUGCGACUCCAAACAUGUUUUAACAGAGGUGUGUUGUUCACUAUGAAAGACAGUAUCUGCCACCUUGGAUUGUCAACAAUACCUGGAAAUUGCUUGUACAGAUUUUGUUUUACAUCUCAUAGCUCAACUUGGUAUCAAGUAUAGCAUGCAGCACUGAUUGAAGUCAGUGUUCUUGGAAUAGUGCAACUAUUUUUACAUUUAAAGUCAACAGCACAUCAACUUGGCAAGUUUAGUCUAGAAAUCGUCUAUUUGUGUAAAACGUAUACGUAAGUUGGAGAAUCUAUUAUGUGUGCCUUGUCACACCAAACAUAUCCAUAACUGUAAAAAAAUAUAUAGAAAUUGCAGCAAAACUUUUAUUGAUCUGCAAUAUGAUUGAUCAGUUCCUUUAAAAGAAUAGUGUGUGAAUACUAUGAUUGAAAAUUAAAUUGGUGAGUUGCAAUUUUCUAUCAUUUUCUUACGUGUACGUCUCCUAUUGCCUGCUGUACAAAUAAGCUUGAAAAUCAUGCUCAU